AUGCGUGGGAAAGUCGAGCGGACUGACACCUCCGAGCCAGUUCGCAUGCCUCUCGCUGAGCGCACCCAACGCAUCAGUGAGUUGCAGAAACGCCUGGUGGGCAUCCAUUGGAGCGCUGACGUUGAGCCCUCGCACAAGCUCCAAGACUUGGUUGCACAAAUGGUCGCCGAUCAAUCCCUGCUCUGGCUGCCGUGGGAGCGCCUGACCAGUCGGGCUCUUGAGAUCACUACUGAGAAGGUCGACCAUUCUGUGGGGUUCGAUUCUGCUGGGAACUUGAAGUUGCUCCGCCGUUCCAGUGACCCCAGCUGCAGCACGUUAGGGGAAUACGCCAUCAAGUUGGCGCUGCAACGCCGCAGCCUUGCCUUCGAGUUGGGACGGAUUUGCCGCUAUGAGCAUUUGGAGCGCUGGCAUGAUCAGCUCUUGCAGACGCACAUGCGCUCUCAGCCACCAGGGAUGCAACGUGUCUCCCUCCAACAGCUCCGUGAGGCCGACAAAAUGCUGUGGACCCGCAUCGCUGAGGACACCAGAGGAGCUUUGUCCAUUCGACCCGAUGGCUCCUACCCUUUUGAGGCUUCGCUCGCCAAGUGGAAGGAUCACACGCAGGUGCAGUGCUACCUCAUCCCGUUGCUUAAGCAGCUUAAGCAGACUGCCCCGGAUCCAGAUCUUCCCCUUAAGCCCAAACAACCCAACAAGCCGCCUAACAAGCCUGUGCGCAAGGACCGUGAUCUUGCUCUCAAGCCUCCGACCAAUCCGCAGGCGCCCAAGACUCCUGGCGAAGGGGACAAGAAAAAGACCUGGACCGUGCCCUCCGGCUGCCACUCUCAGGACGCCGAGGGAAAGCCCUUGCGGGAAAGAGGUGCCGACGAGGGCGCCAUGUGUGCUGGAAGUGCCUGGGACCUCAUCCGGCUUACGAGUACCGGUGGCAACCGCUACGCUGCUGAACAGCUCGCCAGUUCGCUCCUCAGCCGAUCUUGCAUAUCUCCAGAUGACCUUUUGCGUUUGAGCCUUGCUUUGCCGUCGGAAGUCCCCGCCCGGGGAGUUGACAUUUCCGGUAGCCGUUCUGUUAGUUUGGGUGCUUUCGCUUGCUCCAAGCUCCCGGGCUUGCUUGUUCGCGACACGAGCAAACAGCACCCCUUGUCCACUCGAGUUUUCUCCCGCUUCGUCAGAGGACUUUGCCCUGACUUCACGUGCACUACGAUUGCAGUCUUUACAAACCUUAAAACCGACCUUCACCAGGACACUGCGAAUGACCCUGCAAGCCAAAACCUCUUGUACCCUUUGACCGCCUUCUCUGAGGGAGGUGUCUGGUGUGAGGACCCAGCCGGCAGUGUCUCCUUUUUGCAUCGGGGUCAAACCUUGUGGGGCUAUGUCCUUGAAGUCUCGCAAGGGUUGUGCUUUUUGCCUGCGCCCAACAGGCGACACGCCACCCUGCCGUGGAAAGGUGAUCGCUCCUUGCUUGUGUGUUACAGUGCCAAGGGGGCCGCCGAUAUGCCCUCCCGAACCCGAUCCUUCUUGGAAGCCCUUGAGUUUCCCCUUCCACCUGCCACUCAGACCAUCCCCAGGACCCUGUCCCUUGCCACACCCAUGUUUCAGGCCGACCCUGAUCGUCCAGGACCGCUCUUUGUUGAGCUUUUUGCAGGUUGCGCCCGCCUCUCCAAGUUCUGUCAUGCCGCUGGCUUUCGAGUCUUGCCUGUUGAUUCCCCAUGGAACCCGCGCAGGCCCGAGCAUCCCGUGCUGGUCUUGGACCUCACCGAAGAAGCCUGUCAGCAGCAGCUUCUGGCCCGGCUUCUCCAGGAGCCUCCCUUCGCAGUCCACAUUGCCCUCCCGUGCGGCGCUGGCAGUCGCGCUCGUGAGCGACCUAUCAGCAAGAGAGCUCGUCUCCAAGGCGCGCCUGACCCUCGUCCCCUGAGGGACGGUGAGAACGUUCUUGGACUGCCUGGGCUUUCAGAAAAGGAUCAAUUCCGCGUCGACAAGUCCAAUGAGCUCUGUCGCUUCGUGAUUUUCUUGUUGCAGCACCUGCCCAGCUCUUGUCAAAUAAGCAUCGAGAAUCCGGAGAACUCCUGGAUUUGGGCGGUCCUGGCCCACUUCGUUCGCGCCUCCCAGUGCCCCUCCCUGCUCAAGCGCUGGUCCUCCAUGCGGGAAGUGUGUUUCAGCAACUGCAUGAAAGGCGGCAAGCGACCGAAACGCACUCGCUUUCGGUGCAGUCAUGCUUCGCUUCAGAGCAUGGAAGCAGACUGCGACGGCCUGCAUGAACAUUUGCCCUACCUUGUCUACCGCUGCAACGGAUCUUGGAGUUUCUCUACUGCUCAGGAGGCCGAGUAUCCAGCGGGACUAUGCUCCGAAAUGGCGUCCCUCCUUUCCGCAGCAGCGGGCCUGCCAGCCCGACUUGAUCCCCCGGCAGGUCCUCGACCUUUGUGGCCGCAACAGAAGGGCGCCCGCAAACUCUUGUCUGAGUUUCUCGAGUUUCGCAGCGCUCCCCCUUUAGACCGGCCCUUUAAAGAGUUUACCUCCGAUUUAGAGGGUUGUAGCGGGAGGUUUGGGGUAUAUAGAACGCCUCAGGAGUUCGUCGAAUGUGCACUGGAGCUUGACCAUCCCUUCGACACCCAGCACUGUGUUCCUGAUGAGGUGAAGAGGAACAUCUUUCGGAGAUUGACGGAGGGGCCGACGGCUUUCGCUUCGGAAAGGGUUCAGAUGUUCCAGAAGCUGAACCAGCUGGAAAAGGAACUUCGAUAUGAGGAGGCGCGAUUACACUCAGUGCUGCCCGAGCAUGUUCGCGAAGUGGUCAAGGACAAGAAUUUGCUGCUCUGGGCACGUCUUUUGGAGGAGACGUCGUUCGCGGACGGGGGCGUCUUCGAGCUGAUGAAAGGAGUGGAUCUUGUGGGCAAGCCCGACAAGUCUCCGCUCUUCGACGUCAAAGAAGUCCCGGCAACGUCGGAUGGGAACCUGCAAUUGGAAUCUGCCAGCUGGAGAAGGGAGCGACUCAAGGGACGCGACCCGCACAAGGACGAUGCGGCUGCGAGGCAGAAGCUCUGGGAUUGCACGAUCAAAGACAGGGACAACGGCUUUCUGAAAGGCCCCUUCUACACCGAGAAUGAGGUCAAGGAGCACCUGGACGUCGACGAGUUCGUGUGCUCGAGGCGGUUCCUCAUAGAGCAAGGAACCCCGGAAAGGCCAAAGGCCAGACCCAUCGACAACUACAAGGAGGGGGGGGUCAACGAGGCUUACCACUGCCUGGAAAAGCUUGCUCUCUUUGAUGUCAAUUGGAUGACAGCCAUCAGCACGUGCAUAGCUAGAGUUUCUGAUCCUUCUUCACCUUUGGAAGUGGAGCUCAGCAGCGGAGAGGUGCUUCGUGGCGAACUUCAUUCCCAUUGGAAGGCUCGGCCGCCUAGAUGGCUGGGGCGCACGCUAGACCUCGAAAAAGCUUACCGACAAGUUCCACUGUCUUGCGAUUCACUGAAGUUUGGUGUCGUUAUGGUCACGGAACCAUCGACAGGCAAACACUGCUACUUCGUGGCGCAGAGCCUCCCCUUUGGGGCUACUUCUUCGGUAUUCGCUUUUAACAGGCUUUCGAGAUCGAUCUUGCACUUAAGUUGGCAUCUUCUGGGCCUGGUUUCAGGGUGCUUCUACGACGACUUUCCACUCCUGGAGGUGGAUGCUUCGGCAAAGCUUUCUUCCGAGUCAUUUGAGCACAUGCUUCGGAAGCUUGGGUGGAAGUACUCAACUGAACCUGAGAAAUCGCUGCCUUUCGAAGAAACCUUCGAUCUUCUGGGAAUUAGGCUGAACGCUGGCGGCAUCGCUGAUGGCGUGGUCUCCUUGCACAACAAGCCUAGCAGGUUGGACAGGAUGAAGGACGCGUUGCUCCAGAUGAGCUUGAGUGGGAAAUGGGAUAUUCAUUCCAUCCAAUCGCUGCAAGGGCAGGUGAAUCUUGCUGUCGGGUUUGCUUCGGGAAGAGGUCUAAAGUUGCUGCAAAGAGCCCUGGGAAGUUUUCUUCGCGAUCCCGGGAUGCGGACGGCUUCUGAUUUGCGCUCUCUCUGCGACUACGGGGUGGAUCUCAUAGACGCCUGCGCGCCUAGAAUUUUCGCUUGCAGGGGACCAGUGAGUCCCGUGGUGAUCUUUACUGAUGCUGCCUAUGAACAUGGGGUAGCGUCUUAUGGCGUGGUGGUUCUCGAUCCCUUUUCUGGCACACGGCUAGUCGCUGGAGGGAGGAUCCCAGACUCGCUGGUUGGCUUCUGGCGGUUGGACAGCCCUGAACAAGAGGCGUUCGCAGUGGUCGCAGCCCGAGAAUCCUUCUCCCGUCUGCUCACAGGAAGGAGAACCAUCUAUUUCGUGGACAACGAAGCUGCUAGAGAAGUACUGAUUAAAGGGGCGAGCAGAUCGCGAACGAUGCUGCUGCUGGCUGCAAUUUUCUUCGAGCUCGAGAAUAAAGAUCAUGGAGUCACGUGGCUGGAGCGCGUUCCGUCUCAGAGUAACAUAGCCGAUGCUCCGAGCAGAGGACUGGUUGCGGAGACAGCAGCCCUGGUCAAAGGUCGUGAGACUGCACUUAGUAUUGAGAGUCUGUGCGCGAAGUGCAUGGCUACUGUACAGAUACCCUGGGAACUCCUCAAAUAG
Symbiodinium natans is the source of this 4608-nucleotide messenger RNA. NCBI's taxonomy places the organism in Eukaryota, Dinophyceae, Suessiales, Symbiodiniaceae. The record is from the annotation of a GenBank genome assembly.